AUACGUAUCAUUCGGCUGCUUCGGGACCAGACUCUCGGCAACAGUCCAGCACGACUGGCGAAGCAGCUGAACCGGUUGGCACACUAUGUGGGGGAGUGUGCUAACUUUAUGGAUCAGCCCAGCCUCUUCCCAGUGAUCUGCCAGGAGCCCCCGGAGCCCAUCCACGUCCCCAUCAGUCGCUGGCUGCUGACCGUCUACAGCAGGGACAUCCUCUCCCGUCUGGACCACAUUAAGGCCAGCAUCACCUCCACGUUUGGUUCCAUCUUAAAGAUGGAUUCAACCAAAAAGAUCACAAAGAAGCUGGCUGGCCACGGCAGAGGGACAGCUCUCUGGCUGACCUCAAUCAGCAACGAAGUUGGCCAGGUCCUGACCAGUGUCCUGACAGUGCAGGAGGGGCCAGGACUGGACAGGAUGGUGUCUGGAGUGAUGGAGCGGUACCGCCAGGCAUGUGUCACCGCGCCUGUGCUGCUGUAUGUGGACUGUGGCUGCUGUGUGAGCGAGGGGGAGAGCAAGCUGCAGACCAGGUUUGCACAGUGGCCAGACAUCCACAUAAGACUGGACAUCUGGCAUUUCAUGAGGAGGCUGGCUGUCGGUUGCACCACCGAUGCUCAUCCUCUCUACACCACCUUCAUGGGCUGCCUGUCUGCAUGUAUCUUUGAGUGGGAUGCAGGGGACCUCAGCCUGUUGCGGCAGGCUAAGAGAGAGCAGCUCAGACAGGAGGGUGUGCCAGCGCUUACUGAUCUCCUGGUGGACAGGAGAAUCACUAAGAAGGAGCUGAGCCAGUACUGCAGAAGGAGGACGCGUGGGGAGGAGGGCACCAUCAGCCUCAUCGAGCAGCUGCUGCAAACACUGGAGGGGCCAAAAGGGAGAGACCUCAUGGGGGUGCCGCUGCUAGAACAGGUGCGCAUGGAGCACAUCUGGCGGGUGCAGAAACGGCACGUCAAGUGCAUCCAGGACGUGCCAGGUGUGCAGCUGUACACAGUGACAGGUACCACCACCACCAAAGGCGGCGUUGUCCUGACUAGGUACCGCUGUGCCAGAGGGUCCACAUCCCUGGAGUCGUUUCACUGCCACCUCAACAGGUUCAUUCCAGGAACCAGUGCAAACGCACUGAACUUCCAGUUGUACCUGCUGGAAGGCCUCAACAGGUGGAACCAGGAUCGGGGGACUGCAGUGGUGACCAGCAAGCCCUCAUCUCUCCUCACCUACGCCGGGGAUGUGGUCCAGUGUCUUGUUUUGGAGAGCUGCUUGGUGUUGACUACCUGCUGAGUCAGACUGGACAGCCCAUGGCGGUGAACCCCAACUCAGAGGAGACAGAGGACAUGCUGGAGAAGAUAGAUGAGGGCGAGGAAGAAGAAGAAGAAGACGAGGGCUUUGGGGAAGAUACUGUGCCAUGGCUCGAUGACCUGAGCUUCUCCUCCUCCCAGCCUGCUGCCUCCUCCCAGCCUGCUGCCUCCUCCCAACCUGCUGCUUCCUCCCAGCCUGCUGCCUCCUCCCAACCUGCU
Molecule: messenger RNA, 1505 nt
Organism: Micropterus salmoides (largemouth bass)
Lineage: Eukaryota; Metazoa; Chordata; Actinopteri; Centrarchiformes; Centrarchidae
Exons: 4
Coding region: 109-1269 (386 amino acids)
Source: RefSeq, a predicted model, not a curated record